AGGUGUAAUAACAUAUAGCUGAUCUUGAGGCAUGACUAUGGCUGAUGCUUCGUCUUCAUCACCGUCUUCUUCUAUAAUUACGAUCACAAAGAAGUACGAUGCAUUCAUCAGUUUCAGAGGUGAAGACACCAGGCAUAACUUCACAAGCCAUCUUUGUGCCGCCUUACGUCGGAAAAAAGUCGACAUUUACAUCGACGAGGACGAUCUCGAGAGGGGAGAAGAAAUUUCACCGGCCCUUUUACAGGCAAUAGACAACUCAAAGAUUGCGGUGAUAAUUUUUUCGGAAAACUAUGCGUCUUCCUCGUGGUGCUUGGACGAACUGUUGCAAAUUCUCCGUUGCAGAGAAAACAAUGGACAGCUGGAAGCUGUGCCUAUUUUCUACAACAUUGAUCCUUCAUGCGUGAGAAAACAGCAGGGGAGCUACGCAACUGCAUUUGCCGAUCAUGAAAAGCGAUUCAAAGACAGGGUGAAACUUCACGCGUGGAGGGAUGCAUUGACCAAAGCAGCCAAUUUAUCCGGUUGGCCUUCGAAUGAAUUUCGGCCUGAAUCCAAACUAGUUGAGACAGUUGUUGAAGAUAUAAUCAGAAAACUGAGAACUAAAUCAUCAAGUGAGAGUGUCAAAGACCUAGUUGGAAUCAACCAACGCAUUGAGAAAAUCGACUCAUUACUGUCAAUUGGCUCAUCUGAUGUUCGCAUUAUAGGCAUUUGGGGCCAAGGUGGCAUAGGAAAAACGACACUUGCUUCUGUUAUAUAUAGCAGGUUAUAUUCCCAAUAUGAGGGUUGUUGCUAUCUUUCAAACGUUAGAGAAGAAUGGGAGAAAGGCAGUCGCAAGCAGGGUGACUUACAAAAUGAGCUUCUCUCGGAGUUGUUAGAUGAAAAGAUUACAACGUUGAACAUCCCUUUUGUAAGAUUAGAUUUUGACAUGGACAGGCUUCACUCUAAAAGAGUUCUCAUAGUUCUUGACGAUGUCAGUAAUCACGAGCAAUUAGAGUUUCUCAUUGGUGACCGUGGUUGGUUUGGUCUUGGCAGUAGAAUUAUCAUCACAACGAGGGAUAUGCGAUUGCUUGAGAACCGCGCUGAUGCAACAUACAGAGUGGAAGAAUUAAGCUUUGAUGAAGCUUUUCAUCUCUUUCAUUUAAAUGCUUCAAAGAAAAACUCUCCCAUAAUAAAGGACAAAGAGCUAUCAGAAAGGGUGGUGAAGUAUGCUAGAGGCAUUCCACUAGCUCUUGAAGUUUUGAUGGGUUCUCUUUUUAGUUACAAGAGCAAAAAAAAGUGGGAAAGUAUAUUAGCUGACCUGAAAAAUUCUCCUGAUGGUAGGGUUCAGAAUGUCUACAGAGUAAGUUAUGAUGGACUGACGGAAAAGCACAAGGAACUAUUUCUUGACAUAGCAUGCUUUUUCAAAGGGGAAAAGAGAGAUUUUGUAACAAGAGUGUUGGAUGGUUGUGAUUUCUUUGAUGAUACGAAAAUAGACGAUCUCGUUGAAAAGUCGCUCAUAACUAUUUCUCCCAAAGAUGAGCUCUUGAUGCAUGAUCUGAUACAAGAAACGGGCCGGGAAAUUGUUCGUCAACAAUCCAUUAAGCAGCCUGGAAAGCGUAGUAGGCUGUGGAUUCCUCAUGAUGUUUAUCAUGUAUUCAAAAAUAAUAAAGUGAGUGCAAUGGUAGAAGUAAUACUUGUUGACGUUUCUAAGAUUAAAGAACUACACUUGAGUCCUAAAAUGUUCAAAGAGGCAAGUAAUCUCAGAUUGCUGAAGAUUUAUAACUCUAGCAACAGUAAAGAGUGCAAAUUGUACCUUCCUCAAGAUCUUCAGUUCCUCCCUGAUGCACUUAGAUAUCUUCAAUGGGAUGAGUAUCCUUCAAAAUCUUUACCAACAAAUUUUGAUUCUGAGCAGCUUGUUGAACUUAUCAUGCCAAACAGCCAAGUUGAGAAACUUUGGGAUGGAGCUCAGCCUUUACCGAGCUUAAAAGUUAUUAAUCUGAGUUUCUGUCAACACUUGAAACAUAUGCCAGAUCUGUCUCAAGCUCCAAACCUUGAGAUUAUAUAUCUCAUCAAAUGCACAAGCUUGUUUCUAAUCCCAUCACAUAACUUUCGCAACCUUUACAAGCUAACUCAUUUGUAUCUAGACAACUGUGAUAAGCUAAGGAGUCUUCCCGACAUUAAUCGGUUGAGAUCUCUUGAAACUCUUCGUCUUUGGGACUGCUGGAAUCUUGAAAGUGUUCCAGAAAUAAGCGAAAAUGUGAGUUACUUGUAUUUAAAUGAGACGAAAGUAAAAGAAUUGCCUGCAUCAAUUGGGUUUUUGGACAAGCUAGCCGAGCUGCGUCUUCAGAAUUGUCGCUUUCUUAAGACUCUUCCGGCAAGCAUGUUCCGGUUGAGUUCCCUGGAAAUUCUUUAUCUAUCAGGUUGCUCGUCUCUUGAAAAGAUACCAGACCUUCCAAGGAAUGUAAGAAAGUUAUGUUUGAGUGAAACUAGAAUACAAGAUUUGCCUGCAUCAAUUGGUCUCUUGGGAAAACUUGAGUAUUUGGAGCUUAAAAGUUGUACCUCCCUUAAGAGCCUUCCAACAAGCAUGAGUGAAUUGGAUUCUCUAGAAGAACUUUAUCUGGUGGGCUGCUCAUCUCUUGAACAAGUACUAGAGCUUCCAAAGAAUCUAUUUAAAUUGGAUUUGAGCGGGACGGCAAUAGAACAGGUACCCUCAUCAAUUGGAGCUCUCUUUAACCUUGUGAAUCUUCAUCUCACUGACUGCAAAAAGCUUCGGACACUCCCUACCAGCAUUUGUAAGCUCAAGUGUCUGAGGUAUAUUUAUCUACAAGGUUGCUCAAAAUUUGAUAACUUCCCAGAAAUCUUGGAGCCUCUGGAAAGUUUAUUUUCUCUCGUUUUAUCUGGAACAGCUAUUAAAGAGCUACCGUCAUCGAUCGAAAAACUGGUCAAACUUAAAAGCUUACUCUUGAAGAACUGUGAAAAUCUCCAAUUUCUCCCAAGCAGUAUCUACAAUUUGAAAAUUCAGUCGCUAGACCUUUCUGGUUGUUCACAACUUACAAAGCUACCUCCCCUGAGAACUGUCAAUGGUUUUUCCAAUUUGUCUAGGCUGCAUAUGUAUGAAUGUAAUGCAUUUAAACUUCCUGACUGCCUUGGUUGUCUAUCUUCACUAGAAGAAUUGCAUCUAAGUGCAAAAUUUGUUGAUGAAAUACCUACAAGCAUCAAGCAACUUUCUAAAUUGAGAAGUCUUUACGUUAACAAUUGGAAGAACCUUCGAUCUAUACCGGAACUUCCAUAUGUAUGUCUUUUGGAUGCACAAGGUUGCACCUCACUGGAGAGUGUGUCGAGUUCGAGGAGUGCACUCAUGAAACCUUUUGAUCCAAAAAGGUUCGAACAGAAUCAGAAGCUUUUAUUUUUAGGUUGCCACAACCUGGACCAGAACGCUCGCGAUAACAUAAUAGCAGAUGCAAAGCUUAGAAUUUCUUCAAUGGCAGCACAUGCAGCAAUCUCGGAGAGCUACAUUGAUUAUGAUGCUUGCAUCUUUUAUCCGGGAAACGAAAUUCUGAAGUUCAUUGACCAUCAAGCUAGAGGUUGUUCUAUAGAUGUCAUGCUUCCUGCAAAAUGGCGGAGUUCUAGCUGCUUUGGUUUUUUGAUAUGCUUUGUUGUUAAAUUUAAUGAGUAUCAUUAUUCCAAGAAAGAUUUCCGAUGCGACUUCCAUUUGAGGACCAAGUAUGGUGAAAGUGUCAAACUUGAAACGCCAUUAUGGACAUGUUAUGACAAUGGCAUAAAAGGUACUCAAAUACUCAAUUCGGAUCAUGUUUUCUUGUGCUUCAAGUACCCUUCUUCUUGGGCACUGGCUUGUAAAGAAGCAGAUGAUAACAACAUCACCGAAAUGUCAUUUCACAUCUAUGCAUUGGAUUGGCAAACUGGAUCACCUGUUCUUGGAAAGUCAUGCGUAAUCAAAUCCUGUGGUGUCCGCCUGCUAAGUCUCCAAGACGCAAACGAAUUCCGUGGUCUCUCAAGUAGUAAUACAGAAUAUUGUAGUAGCUCAUGCAAAGAAGUUGAUGAUGCUAUGAGCAAAUGGUCUGAACCAAGAGAGAUUUGUUCACUAGGAAAUGAAGAAAAACCAAAUGGGUCUGAAACAUGUAGAGAAAUUGCUUCUGGAACUUUUAUUAAUGACACUAUGCGUGGUGCCAACGAAGAAGAAGUCGUAAUAGUACCCGGCUCUGCUACAGUUGAAAUAGUGCCCGGCUCUGCUACAGAAGAAGAAGAAGAAGUUGAAAUAGUGCCCGGCUCUGCUACAGAAGUUGAAGAAGAAGAAGAAGAAGAAGAUGAAGUUGAAAUAGUACCCGGCUCUGCUACAGAAGUUGAAGAAGAAGAAGAAGAAGAAGAAGAAGUUGAAAGAGUACCCGGCUCUGCUACAGAAGUUGAAGAAUAUAAACAAAGCGGAAGUGGGAUUUCGGAGCUCUCUAAAACUGCAGAGAAAGAUGAGGAGGAAGAUCCAAAGUCAAUUGCAUCAUGCGGUUGCUUUUUAUUUCUCUCCCAUUUUAAAGAGAUUUGCGAGGGCAUUCUUGGGAAGAAAUCUGCGAGCGGAAGAGAGAUGCAAACAGGAUCGCAUAAAGCUGCUGAGGAGCGACUUCAGGAACUGGUGGAAACUGUACAAAGUCUUCAAUCAGAGAACAUCAUGUUACGAGAUCAAAACAUUCAGCUUUCGCAGUAUCUCCAAAUGUUGACCCUCAGAUCACCGCUGCAGCUGAUCGCUCCUCCUCCUCCUCCUCCUCCAUUUCCGAUGGACACACCUGAUCAGAGCCCCGAGAACUGUUUCCCUCCAAAUUCUCCCAUGGCCGUGGCUGGUCCUCCUACACUGCUGCAGAUUAUGCCUGAUCUGAACAUACAGAUUUUGCACAACUAUUCACAAAUGGUGACUCCUGGACAUGGCUUUACUGGAUUUCAACCGUCAGAUCGGCAAGUUCAUCAAAAUCGACGAAUCUUUCUACCGCAGGGAAUUUCUACGCAUCCACUUGCUCAAAAGAGCCAACUGAUAUGGCAGCAGCAAGGCCUCUCGCGAACGGUGAUGUCGAGACCAAACUGAUCAUCUAUCAACUCUAUUAUAAUUCUGAUUCUGGUACACGGGACAUGAAAGCUCAAAAGUCAUUGUUUGUUCAAUCCAAUAUUUCAGUUUGUGCUGAUCUUCUAGGAUUUUCUGUUUUAAAUAUGGGUUUGUUUGCUUUGAGUUAUGCAGCAGUAGGACGCUAAUCCUUUGGAGGGAA
Messenger RNA from Morus notabilis, 5240 nucleotides. Its product is annotated as TMV resistance protein N. The coding region runs from base 32 to 5062 and encodes 1676 amino acids. The record is from RefSeq and is a predicted model, not a curated record. The transcript has 6 exons. Gene Ontology annotation, molecular function: ADP binding. NCBI's taxonomy places the organism in Eukaryota, Viridiplantae, Streptophyta, Magnoliopsida, Rosales, Moraceae. Gene Ontology annotation, biological process: defense response; signal transduction.